Paramuricea clavata is the source of this 405-nucleotide messenger RNA. Lineage: Eukaryota; Metazoa; Cnidaria; Anthozoa; Malacalcyonacea; Plexauridae. The record is from the annotation of a GenBank genome assembly.
AUGGCUCUACAAGGAAGAAAGCUAAUGAAACCUAAAAAACAGGUCGCCUUAAAAUUUAAAACCCUAACUUUAACCUUAGCACUAGCUACUGGAAUUAAUAUCACUAAUGGUUUUGCUACUGAAGCAACAGAUGCCGAAAAAGUAACAGCUUUUGGUGCAGCAGUAGAAGAUUUUUUAAAGGAUUAUAAAAGCACAGUAAUUUUUAAAUCUGUUGAAGGCACUGGUGUAAACGAAGGUAAAGCAUCUGUAGCUGGUGCCAAAGGUGUUUAUAAUGCUACUGGUGGUGGUACAUCUACGCCAGCAGUCCUAGGUAUAACAGGUGGCAUAGAUUUAAAAGGAGAUAGACUUCAAUCUUUAGCUACCAGUGCUACAGCUUUAGAUGAAGCUACAGGUGCAGUUGCUAAG